AACAGUCACUCAGCUCAGGAGGUCCAAUCUUCAAUCAGCCACUAUCCCAGAGGGCUUCGCACCAGCAGCCAAUGACCGUCCAGAGAUCCGAUCUUGUGACAGCCGGUAUCCCAGAGCCAAUCAGCAUCCAGUGCCUUCAGCGUGCGCGGCCGGUGGUGGUCGGUGUUGUCCUCCGCCGUGGUGUGGUCGGAGCGGGCCGGCUGGGCCUCGGAGCGGCGGCAGGAUGCCACAUCGCAAGAAGAAAUCGUUUAUCCAGAAGAAGUCAGCAGUGACAUUUCACCUGGUGCACAGGAGCCAAAAGGACCCUUUGGUUGCAGAUGAGAAAGCCCCCCAGCGUGUUUUGCUGCCAGUUGAGAGGGCUGACUUGCAGAAGCAGAAAGAGGAACAGAGGAAGUACGGCAUCUUCUUCGAUGAUGCCUACAAUUACUUGCAGCACCUGAAGGAGGCAUCGCCCGUCGCUGAGCUCGUGGCAUCCAGCCCGCGGCCACGGGGUGGUACAGAGACAGUUCCUUCAGAGGAUGGCGUCCAGCAGGAAAUACACCAGAUUUCCAGUUGCUCCAUUAAUCUCCCAUCCUCGGUGUUCGCCUCGGAGUUUGAGGAGAAGACGGGCCUGUUGAACAAAGCUGCCCCUGUUCGAGGACCACUCCCGGAGCUGGACCCCGAUAUCGUAGCUGCCCUGGAUGAUGACUUUGACUUUGACAACCCAGACAACGUCCUGGAGGAUGACUUUGUGAUGAAGGCAGUAGGAAACAGGGGCGAGGCAAUCGCUCGCACGGGAUCCGACGGUGAAGAUGAUGAGGAAGAUUGGGAGGAUACAGAAGGUGAGGAUUACGACUCGAACGGCGCACUCUCUGAUGAGGACGGAUCAGGUUCUGGCAGUGGCAGGAGCAGUCCCCGGGAGUUCCUCUUCGCAGAGGAAGAGACAAGAAGUCGUUUCACCAACUACUCCAUGACCUCCUCGGUGAUGAGACGCAACGAGCAGCUCACCCUGUUGGAUGACCGGUUUGAGAAGCUGUAUGAAGAGUACGAUGACGAUGAGAUUGGGGCCCUGGACCAUCUCGAGCUAGAGGGCUGCAUCCAGGUGGAUAGUGAGCGGCUUGGUGUAGUCAUCUCCGAUUACCACAGUCAGAAGUCUAAAGUCUGUCAGAUGCCGGACAAUCUGGGGCCAAGAGCGGAGGUCCUGUUAGAUAAGGAGGAGGAGGAAGCGGAGGGGGAGAUGGAGACCAUUGUCACUGAGGAGCCCACCGAGCAGUGGGACUGUGAAUCCAUUCUCAGCACCUACUCAAAUCUCUACAACCACCCGAAGCUGAUAACAGAUCCACCAAAGCCCAAAACGAUCAAGGUUUCCUGUAAAACAGGAAUCCCGUUAGGUGUCUUGCCGAGGCCAAGUCUCACGACAAAACAGCUGGAGCGAAUGGAAAUGAUCAACGACAGUGACCUGCCAAGGGCUUCCACACAGACCCGUCUGCGCGGUGAGAGCAAGGAAGAGAAGAAGUUGCGGAAACAGGCGAUUAAAGUGGAGCGAAAGGAGCGAAGAAUUGAGAAGAAGACGAACAAAACAGCAUUCAAGGUGGAGAAAACACGACAGGAGCAGGUGCUGCUGAACCUGAGACACAACUUGCAAGGGAUUAAACUCUAAGGGACGGUGAUGGGGAUACCACGUUUACCCCCUCCUGUGGGGAUUGGACCUCAGACUCACAAUUUGGCAAGUUACUACUUACUACACUGGAUUUGAACAGACGGACAUGGCACUCCGGAAGCAGCAGCGACCCCAGGGGUCUCCACAGAAAGAACUCUCUGGACAUCAAAGGGUGAAGUUUUGAGAGGGAAGUGAUGUGGGGAAGAGCAGCUUCCGUUGCAGAACCCAUUGACGAUCAAUACCAGAUAUCUUGAAGAACAGAAAUUGGAUCAUUCCCAUAUGUGCUCAUAAAAUGUUUUAUGAAAUGG
This is a messenger RNA of Hypanus sabinus (Atlantic stingray), 1947 nucleotides long. It is a transcript of the gene ltv1, whose product is annotated as LTV1 ribosome biogenesis factor. The record is from RefSeq and is a predicted model, not a curated record. Gene Ontology annotation, cellular component: nucleus; cytosol; preribosome, small subunit precursor. The transcript is spliced from 11 exons. Gene Ontology annotation, biological process: ribosomal small subunit export from nucleus; ribosomal small subunit biogenesis. Lineage: Eukaryota; Metazoa; Chordata; Chondrichthyes; Myliobatiformes; Dasyatidae. Bases 224 to 1639 code for a protein of 471 amino acids.